AUGUCACUUUUCAGUAGGAAUAAAACCUUCUAUAAGCAGAGCCCGGCUUAUCACAGAGGGCCUAACACUGGUACCAGGAGCUAUCAUGGGAUCACGCCUCCCAUCAGCGAGGCUUUUCCCAAGGAGAGAGACCUGGUUAAGACCAAGGCGUUGGUCAAGGAGCUGACGUCCUUUGAGAUUUUUGAAGGCAACGUGGAGCGCCAGCACCGGGAGAAAGUCAUCAAGAAACUGGAGUCUCUCUUCAAAGAGUGGCUCACAGAAACAUGCAUCAGUAUGAACCUGCCGCAGGUUGUAACUGAUCAUGUUGGAGGUAAGAUCUUCCCAUUUGGAUCUUACCAUCUUGGAGCUCACUCCAAAGGCGCUGACAUCGAUGCCCUCUGCAUUGGGCCAGAAUUCGUGGCAAGAAAGGAGUUUUUCACCUCGUUCUCUGAAAAACUGAAAGCCCAGAAAGAGGUGAAAGACCUUCUGGCCAUCGAAAGCGCCUUUGUGCCGGUGAUGAAGCUCACGUUUGAUGGAAUUGAGAUGGACCUAAUUUACGCCUGUGUUCAACAGAGGAGUGUCCCUGAAAACAUAGACCUCCUCGAUGACAACAUUUUGGCGGGCGCCGAGAAAGAAUGCGUGAGGAGUCUCAACGGAUAUCGGGUCACAGAGGAGAUCCUCCGAAGUGUACCCAACGUUUUUACGUAUCGGCUGACUCUGAGGGCAAUCAAACUGUGGGCCAAACGUCGCAACAUUUAUUCCAACAAGCUUGGCUUCCUCGGCGGCGUUUCCUGGGCCAUAAUGGUGGCAAGAGUUUGCCAGUUACACCCCAAUGCAUCAGCAUCCACCCUGGUGCAUGAAUUUUUCAAAGUUUUCAGCAUGUGGAAGUGGCCAAUCCCAGUCAAGCUGAAAAGAACUGUGGACCAGGGUUUCAACCUUCCUACCUGGGACCCCAAGAAUAACAAAGCUGAUCGCACCCACCUGAUGCCGAUCAUCACCCCGGCGUACCCGGAGCAGAAUUCCACUUUCAAUGUAUCCUGCUCCACUUUAGCAAUCAUAACAGAAGAGCUAAAGAGAGGGUGCGCCAUCACUGAAGCGAUUCAGGUCGGCAAAGAGGAGUGGUCCAAACUUUACGAAACAUCAGAGUUUGUGAAUCUAUACCAACAUUUUGUUAAGGUGGAGUUAACAUCAGCAACAAAGGAGCAGCACCCUAAAUGGGUUGGACUCGUGGAGUCUAAGAUCCGACACCUGGUGCGGACCUUGGAGAGGAUCCCAUACAUUUAUUGGGCCCACGUCAACACGCAGUCCUAUGCUGGUCCUGAAAGCAGCGAUGGAAAAACCACCACAUAUUGGCUCAUUGGACUCGCCCUCAACAUGGCCUUUUACCAGUCCAGGGAGGUCAACCUGUACCGAGAGCUGAAACCGCUGAGGUGUCAUGUUUACAAUCUGACCCAAACCACCAACAUGACAGAGAAUGGGGUGACUCUGUCAUCGAAAUACUUCGUGAGGCAGCAGCACACAAGGAGGCCCCCUCAUUCAGUAAACAGGGUUUUUAGGCCAGGGGGACCCACUGGAACACCACAGGUUUCAUCAGCAGCUUCAUGCAGCUCUGUCACACCAGCCAUGCCAGGAAAAAGCUGGACUAAACCCCUCGCUCAGAAGAGGGGAGCUGACCAGAGCUCAUUUUCGACAACAAGCUGCCCGUCUGCCUCAGCCUCGGUGGUGCCACAGGGCACAAAGCGGCCUCUUCCGGUACAAGCUGAAUCUUCAGCCAAGAAACCCAAGACUGAAGAAAAGCGCACCUGUCCUGUGUCUUCUCUGGCCACCACAACCCAAAAGGCUGUAAACUCUGGUCCCUCUCAGAGCACAAAGAGACCUUGCAGCUCUGAGCCUGGACCCCAAAGCAAAAAGCCCAAACCUGACCCUACCGUCCCUGGUGACAGGCUCUGUGACCAGCCCUCCAGCCUCUCAGCACCUGGCUUACCUGUCCAGCGCAACAUCACGUUCAGGUUUGCAAGAGGAGGCCCGGUGGAUGUGUACUGUUAUGUUGCUGUGAGUGAUCUGACCAGCGCGGUGGAGGAGAGGUGUCAUGGCCGACAGACUCACUGA
This is a messenger RNA of Cheilinus undulatus (humphead wrasse), 2088 nucleotides long. RefSeq names its product poly(A) polymerase type 3-like. Gene Ontology annotation, cellular component: nucleus. The coding region runs from base 1 to 2088 and encodes 695 amino acids. The record is from RefSeq and is a predicted model, not a curated record. Gene Ontology annotation, molecular function: poly(A) RNA polymerase activity; RNA binding. The transcript has 18 exons. Lineage: Eukaryota; Metazoa; Chordata; Actinopteri; Labriformes; Labridae.